AUGGCAAGUUUAAGUAUCUGCGCAUUACUUGUGGUGAUCAGUUAUCAUAAGGAUUCUAUGAGAGAAACUGAGAAGCUUGCUGAUAUGAAAUAUGGACGGCAACAUUGUAUGCCGCAUGGUUUGCAACAUGGUAAGCAGUGUGGAAUGGAAGAUGGUAUGGAACAGGAUAUGCAACAAGGUAUGCUACUGGGCAAGCAACAUAGUAUGGAACCUGAUUUGCAACAUGGUAAGCAACAUAUCACGGAACAUGGUAUGCAACAGGAUAUGCAACAAUGUAUGCAAAAGGACAUGAAACAUGAUUUGCAACAUGGUAUGCAACAGGAUGUGCAACAAGGUAUGCAACAGGACAUGCAACAUGUUAUGAAACAUGAUUUGCAACAUGUUAAGCAAAAUGGCAUGGAACAUGGUAUGCAACAGGAUAUGCAACAAUGUAUGCAAAAGGACAUGAAACAUGAUUUGCAACAUGGUAUGCAACAGGAUGUGCAACAAGGUAUGCAACAGGACAUGCAACAUGUUAUGAAACAUGAUUUGCAACAUGUUAAGCAACAUGGCAUGGAACAUGGUAUGCAACAGGAUAUGCAACAAGGUAUGCAACAGGACAUGCAACAUCGUAUGAAACAUGAUUUGCAACAUGAUAAGCAAUGUGGCAUGGAGCAUGGUAUGCAACAGGAUAUGCAACAAGGUAUGCUACAGGGUAUGCAACAUGAUAUGGAACAUGAUUUGCAACAUGGUAUGGUACAUGGUAUGCGACAUGGUGGACACCAUGGUUUGCUUCAAGAAAUGCAAAGAUUUAAUCAAGCAUUGCAAAGAUUGCAAUAUGAAUUGCAAGUAAGAAUGCAAGAUGAAUCGCAACAUGGAUUGGACGGGUCAAUGCAACAAAAACAAACAGAACAAUGUUGUAUAUGUUAUGAUAAAGAAGUAGAUACAGACCAAUAUAUUGAAGCAGAAGCAGAGUCAGACCAAUAUUAUACAGAAAAAGUAGAGUCGGACCAAUGUGAUGAAGAUUGUGAUGCCAUACCGCCAAAAACGGCCAUCAAUAUUUAUUUAUCUGCCUUUUUGUCGCUCAGAUCAGUAUUUCUAAGAGAAUGUGGAAAGAAUAUUGGGAACAUAACACAGAAGUCCAGAUUAAACGAAGAUGGUACGCAGAUAUACAACAAGACUUAA
Cydia pomonella (codling moth) is the source of this 1164-nucleotide messenger RNA. RefSeq names its product PAX-interacting protein 1-like. NCBI's taxonomy places the organism in Eukaryota, Metazoa, Arthropoda, Insecta, Lepidoptera, Tortricidae. The transcript is spliced from 3 exons. The record is from RefSeq and is a predicted model, not a curated record. Bases 1 to 1164 code for a protein of 387 amino acids.